GAGAGAGCGCUCACUCGACUCAGUCCAAUCUCUCUCUCUCUCUCUUCCAGUUAUUCCAUUUCGCGAUUGAUUAUUGAAUACAAGAAUUGAUAAUAUUCAUACUUCCUUUUUUGUUGCUUACUUUACUCUCUCUGCAGCAAUUUCUCGCCAUUCUGCUUUCUCAUGCUCUCAAAUGGUUUUAAUGGCUUCCUUCAAUCUCAGUGACUGAACUCUGAGUUUGCCUUUCCAAUUAUUGUUACUUCACGCUCGGAAAAAUGGAGACUAAGCUUCUGCUUCUGAUUCUUCUCUUUAUUUUGGAUGUCUCCUUUGCUCAGAUGCCAGGUUUUGUAAGUUUGGACUGUGGGGGUCAAGAAAGUUUCACUGAUGAUAUUGGUCUGGAGUGGGUUCCAGAUACUCAAGUUCGUUUUGGAGAGGCAAUUAACAUUUCUGUUGCAAAUGAGACGCGUAAGCAGUACAUGACCGUAAGACACUUUCCUGCUGAUUCCAGGAAGUACUGUUACACACUUAAUGUUAGUAGUAGGACCCGUUACCUUCUCAGAGCAACAUUUUUAUACGGUAACUUUGACAAUAACAACGUGUAUCCGAAAUUUGACAUUUCCCUUGGGGCAACUCACUGGUCAACAAUUGUCAUAUCUGAUGCAAAAACUAUAGAGGUUCGAGAGCUCAUAUUUCUGGCUUCAAGUCCUACUGUGAGCGUUUGUUUGUCAAAUGCUACAACUGGGCAGCCAUUCAUAUCCACACUCGAGCUUCGACAGUUCAAUGGCUCAACCUACUAUACAGAUUAUGAGGACCAGUUUUACCUCAGUAUCUCUGCGAGGAUAAAUUUUGGAGCUGACUCUGAGGCUCCAGUAAGGUAUCCUGAUGAUCCAUUUGAUCGGAUAUGGGAGUCGGAUUCUGUGAGAAAAGCAAAUUACCUUGUUGAUGUUGCUGCUGGUACUGAAAAAGUUUCCACUAAAAUGCCAAUAGAUGUGGACAGAGAUGAAAGGCCACCUGAAAAAGUUAUGCAGACAGCUGUAGUUGGCAGAAAUGGUUCGUUAACUUACCGGUUAAAUUUGGAUGGUUUUCCUGGCUUUGGCUGGGCAGUCACCUACUUUGCGGAAAUUGAAGACUUGGGUCCAACUGAUACGAGAAAAUUCAGGCUAGUACUUCCCGGAAUGCCUGAAAUCAGCAAAGCUGUAGUCAACAUUGAAGAAAACGCUCAAGGAAAAUAUCGGCUUUAUGAGCCUGGUUUUACCAACUUAACCUUCCCUUUCGUAUUAUCUUUUCGGUUUGGGAAAACGUCAGAUUCUUCCUUGGGACCUCUAUUAAAUGCAAUGGAAAUUAACAAGUAUCUUGAAAAAAGUGAUGGUUCUCUAGAUGGAACGGUUGUUGCUACUGUAAUUUCAAAAUUCUCAUCUUCAGAUUGGGAUGAAGGUGGUGAUCCAUGCAUGCCAGUUCCUUGGUCAUGGUUGCAAUGUAACUCUGAUCCACGGCCAAGAAUUGUUAAAAUUUCGUUGUCCAAGAAGAAUUUGACGGGUAACAUCCCUACUGACCUUGCAAAGUUGAGCGGUUUGGUUGAAUUAUGGCUUGAUGGGAAUAUAUUCGUUGGUCCUAUACCUGACUUUACUGGAUGUGUGGACUUGAAAAUCCUCCAUCUUGAGAACAACCAGCUGACCGGAGAGCUGCCUUCCUCUUUAAUUAAUCUACCAAAUUUACGAGAGCUGUAUGUGCAGAAUAACAUGUUAUCUGGAACAGUGCCUUCGAGUCUUCUCAAUAAAAACCUAGUUUUGGACUACUCCAGGAACAUUAAUCUUCAUGAAAGGGGAAAAAAGAACCACAUUUCUAUUAUUGUGGGUUCAGUAAUUGGUGCUGUUGUCCUGCUGUUGGCUACUGUAGUAUCAUGUUACUUUUUGCGCAGAGGAAGGGAAAAAUAUCGUGAACAAGAAGAUCUACUUGGAGAAUCCUUGCCUGUACAAAGAUUUGCAUCUUCAAAGGGCGAUGCUCCCAAGGAAACGGCACAUUGUUUCAGUUCUGAUGAAAUUGAAGAUGCUACAAGAAAGUUUGAAAGAAAAAUUGGUUCCGGAGGUUUUGGUGUUGUCUACUACGGGAAAUUAAAUGAUGGAAAAGAAAUCGCGGUCAAAGUUUUGACUAGUAAUUCCUUCCAGGGAAAACGAGAAUUUGCAAAUGAGGUGACUCUUCUCUCAAGGAUUCACCACAGAAAUCUUGUCCAGUUUCUUGGAUAUUGUCAAGAAGAAGGCAGAAGUAUGCUUGUCUAUGAGUUCAUGCAUAAUGGAACUCUCAAGGAACAUCUUUAUGGCCCAUUAACACGUGAAAAAAGUAUCAAUUGGAUAAAGCGCCUUGAGAUUGCAGAAGAUUCUGCUAGAGGGAUUGAAUACCUUCACACGGGGUGUAUACCAGCCAUUAUUCAUAGGGACUUAAAAAGCAGCAACAUUCUUCUUGACAAGCACAUGAGAGCAAAGGUUUCAGAUUUUGGUCUUUCAAAGCUUGCGGUGGACGGUGCCUCCCACGUGUCAAGCAUAGUUCGGGGAACUGUAGGAUAUUUGGAUCCAGAGUAUUACAUCUCUCAGCAGUUGACAGACAAGAGUGACGUUUAUAGCUUUGGUGUUAUUCUUCUCGAGUUGAUAUCUGGUCAAGAAGCUAUAUCUAACGUAAACUUCGGUGCUAAUUGCCGCAACAUUGUCCAGUGGGCGAAAUUACACAUCGAGAGCGGGGACAUUCAAGGGAUCAUUGAUCCAUCGUUACGCAAUGAAUAUGACAUUCAAUCAAUGUGGAAAAUCGCAGAGAAAGCAUUGAUGUGUGUCCAGCCACAUGGGCACUUGAGGCCAUCAAUAUCAGAAGUGCUCAAGGAGAUACAGGAUUCAAUUUUGAUUGAAAGGGAAGCUGCUGCAACUAGAGAAGGUAACUCUGAUGAAAUGUCUAGAAAUUCAGUCCAUUCUAUGAAUAUGGGAUCUCUUGAUUUGUGUGGAAACGAAAACUACGUGUCGUUUGACGAAUCCACUGCUCGACCUACUCCAAGGUAGUUUAGUUGUUGUACAAACGCAUCAUUUUUUAGGAACAAAUGUGCAUUCUUUUUGCUUGCAGUUGGUUUGCCAAUGUCCCCCAUAUUUUGCCACUCUUAUUAUAGUUCUGUCUAAGAUAGAUGAAAUGGUUAGCUAGUUGUAAAUUUUUGAACAAUUUUUUUUUUUUUUUUGGAUUGACUUCUCCAUCUGUUCAUUCUACAAAGUAGCCACAUUCACAUUUUUCUUUUCAUGAGAACACAACAUUGCAAUUAGAAGAUGCAAUGAAGAUUUAUUACUGAUA
Messenger RNA from Momordica charantia (bitter melon), 3300 nucleotides. RefSeq names its product Leucine-rich repeat protein kinase family protein. Gene Ontology annotation, biological process: protein phosphorylation. NCBI's taxonomy places the organism in Eukaryota, Viridiplantae, Streptophyta, Magnoliopsida, Cucurbitales, Cucurbitaceae. The record is from RefSeq and is a predicted model, not a curated record. Gene Ontology annotation, molecular function: protein binding; protein kinase activity; ATP binding.